Messenger RNA from Penicillium arizonense, 840 nucleotides. RefSeq lists its product as uncharacterized. The coding region runs from base 1 to 840 and encodes 279 amino acids. The transcript is spliced from 3 exons. Lineage: Eukaryota; Fungi; Ascomycota; Eurotiomycetes; Eurotiales; Aspergillaceae. The record is from RefSeq and is a predicted model, not a curated record.
AUGGGCGAAACCGGGAAUUCGGUGGGCAUUGAGCAGGCGAAAUUUGCGGCAAAGGGUGCUUGGUCAAUCUGGCGACGGGGUUGUCGAAAGGAACUAUUAAUCGAAAUCAUUGGCUGCGGUGCCAGCCAACCGUCUCAGGAAUGUCUACUACUCGUCGCUGGAAGCAUGUCCAGGAUCACAGAUCCGUUAGCACCAUCUGAUCUUAUCGGUGCGCACAAGGUUGCUAUUUGCCAGCAUCGCGAAAUCUUGCAGCUUAGACGAGGUGGGAGAGAGUUCGUGGCAGAGAUGCGAUCACCGCCCAGCACUGUGAAGAAUGCUCGAAAGCCAUUUCCGCAGCUGUACCUAGAGCAUGAAGCCGUCAAUAAAACAACCGGCCAAACUUCGGAAAACCCGGGCAACCGACGCUCGAGAGGCCGCCAGGAAGGUCUAUUUCUAGAAUUCGCCUGUGUUUCAAGACAGUCAAAUCAAGCAACUUCUCAACGAUGGUCUAAUGAAGGAUAUGAUACUGACAGUUGUGACGCUUACCAAGGAUAUGGCUACACUCUUGCGGCUGCGCGAACCGAGCAGCCAAGACAACAGAAUCAACUGGAAUCACAUGAUGAGGAUGAUCUGCUGGAACAGCCAGAAGGACCCUCGUCUCCCGAAGAACAUACCAUGAUUUAUCCAAUUCACGUCCGCAUCUUUUGUUACGGCCCGUCUCGUCGUUCAGCAUCGAAUUCUCCUCCACGCGAAUUUCUCACUAAGCAAAAGGAUUCUCUACGCCGUCACCCCAUUGAUCCCCAUCUGUUCCAUGCACGAUGGCAUCAGUGGCAAUUUGGAAGCCUGCAGCACUUUCCCUAA